CAACCACAGCAACAACACUUACAGCAACGGUUUUGUCCGGAGAACUCAAAGCCGCAGAAGUUUUUUUUGUUGAAACAUAUAAGGCGAUAAAAUGAAGAAACAAGUUUCUUUUGCGUUUUCACUGCCACUUGCAUCUUGCAUUUUGUUAUUUGCAAUCUCAGCUGUUUACGCUGACUACUGUGAGGUGAACGUGUGCAGUAAUGGGGGUACCUGUGUGACUGGGACAGGAGCCCCAUUCAUCUGUAUUUGUCUUGAUGGCUACACUGGAGACACCUGCAACGACACAGAGACAGGGCCCUGCAACCCCAACCCCUGCAAGAACGAUGCCAUCUGCGAGGUGACUGGCCACUCGCGCCGCGGGGACGUCUUCAGCGAGUACGUCUGCAAGUGCCAGCAGGGCUUUGACGGAGUCCACUGCCAGAACAAUGUGAACGACUGUGCUGGACAGCCCUGUAAGAACGGGGGCUCCUGCAGGGACCUGGACGGAGACUUCAACUGUCGAUGCCCCUCACCCUAUGUGGGGAAGCACUGCCAGCUGCGUUGCAUCUCUCUGCUGGGUAUGGAGGGUGGCGGCAUAGCAGAGUCUCAGAUCUCUGCAUCCUCUGUUCACUAUGGCAUACUGGGGCUACAGCGCUGGGGCCCUGAGUUAGCACGCCUCAACAACAAGGGCCUGGUCAACGCCUGGACCUCUGCCUCGCACGACAGGAACCCCUGGAUAGAGAUCAACAUGCAGAGAAAGAUGCGUUUCACGGGCAUCGUAACACAGGGCGCCAGCCGCAUGGGCACGGCCGAGUUCAUUAAGGCCUUCAAGGUGGCCUCCAGUCUGGAUGGGAGGACCUACACCAUGUAUCGCCUAAACGGACAGAGGAAAGACAGCGUGUUUGUGGGGAAUAUGGACAACGAUAACACCAAGACAAACCUGUUUGACCCCCCCAUCGUGGCCCAGUUCAUCCGUAUCGUACCUUUGGUGUGCCGUAAAGCCUGCACCCUACGCAUGGAGCUUGUGGGCUGUGAACUCAACGUGUAUUCAAACACGGCAGGUUGCUCCGAGCCGUUGGGCAUGAAGUCCCGACUGGUGUCAGAUCGUCAGCUGACAGCCUCCAGCACCUUCAGGACCUGGGGCAUCGAGGCCUUCACCUGGCACCCACACUAUGCCCGCCUGGACAAGCAGGGCAAGACCAAUGCCUGGACCGCUGCCACCACCAACCGUUCUGAGUGGCUGCAGGUGGACCUGGAGUCCCCCAAAAGGAUCACCGGCAUCAUCACCCAGGGGGCCAAGGACUUUGGCUCGGUCCAGUUCCUCUCUGCUUUCAAGAUUGCUUAUAGUGACGAUGGCCGAAACUGGAGCAUUUUGAAGGAUGACACCAAAGCAGACAAGAUCUUCCCAGGCAACAGCGACAACAAUGUCCACAAAAAAAAUGUAUUUGAGCCACCGUUCUACGCCCGAUUCGUCCGCGUGCUCCCGUGGGCAUGGCACGAGCGCAUCACCCUGCGAAUGGAGUUGCUGGGCUGUGAUGAGUAGCCCCUCCCACCAGUGACCAUUCCCUCCCCUCCUCGUUCCCCUCUGCCCCCUUUCUCCCCUAUCCCCCUGAGCCAUGCCUGCACUGCCUUGCUCACAUCCCUAGAGGGCAGCGGAACACCACCAUGCCGCACCACCGAACCCAGGACUGACUCGAGGAGAAAGACGUUACCCCUAACCACUGAUGCAGGGUCAGACCUAUUUCACCCUUCCACUAGUUCCUUACAGAAACACUGGAAGAGAUGGCUGACCGUAAGUCUGCAUUUUAGGGCAACCAAAUUCUUCUGUGUAAGUCGGAGCUGCAUCAACACUGAAUCUGUCCUUUAUAGUCUACGACCUUGUCUUAAUACUCUAGGUCCAUCCUUCCCCAUUUUUUAUUAGGGGAGAUUUGAGGGGAGAUCCAACUUGAUAGGAUGGAACGAAUUAUCCCUUUACACUUGUCAUAUCAGAUUAGUGAUUGAUAAUGAAGAGGAAGAGGAAGGAUAGAUUUUCAGAGUAUUGAAACAGGGCCAAACUUAUAGAAGCCUGACUGAACAUGACACCCAUUGCUUGGGAUGUGUAGUACAGCUACACAGCCAGUACUUUUUUUUUUUUUUACACACAAAUGUGUAAUGUUAUCAAAAUACUUUAAUUUUUCAAUUCAGUAUUCUGAAACCAUAGUUUUAAGGGUUUUCUCUGAUUGGGAUGCUCAAUAUGGCAAAAUCCAUCAUACACUUGAUUUUUUUCCCCAAAAAGAUGUAUACUAAAUGUAUUUAAAAUAUUUGUCAUGUUUAUGAUGUUGGUUAACUACCAUUAUUGAAUCUUCAUGUUUUGAUUUUUGGAUAGUGAAUAUUCUAUAUCCUGUGCAGUGAGUAGAGGAGAUAUAAAGCAUGUCUUCAGAUAUUAGUUGGACUCUGAAACUAUAUUUGUAAACUAUUGUGAACUUGAGUGCUGUCCAGAACCACCUCAUUAGUUUUACCCAAUUUGAUUAAUUUGUUUUUCUAAAGUGUAGUGCAACUCUAAAAGUGAGACGUUGUCUAAAGUGCAAUGGUCUUCUUUUGGACAAACACCUCAGAAUGCUUUAUCCAGGUAUUGUAUUUAUUAUUAAUUAACUAAUGUGAUAAACCACAAAUGAAAAAUGGUUGGAAAUCUAUUCAAGAGAAUUGCUCGUUUUUUUUUAGGCAGAGGUUGAGGCAGAGGUUGAGGCAGAGCUACUUACAUUGUAUAUGCUACUGAAAUUCACAUAAUUGUUGAUUUACUACACUAACUAGUUAGACUCAAAAUCGCUUGCCUCGCAAAAUUGCAAUUUUUGGUUUUCAAGGUAGUUUAUUUAACUAUUUUAAUUGGCACUUCCAGAAUAAUAGCUGAAAUAUUUUUGUAGAGAUUGUGAAACCAAAAAAUAAUUUGCAUAUGAAGAACCACCUUCACACAUUCAGUUCAAUUUAUGGCAAACAAAGAUUUCAGCAUGUAAUGAAGUGUUAGUGCUGAUUUAUAAACAGAAGUAAAGAACUAGUUAAUUAUUUUCUGUAUAUAAUAUGUAAUAUCGUUUUUAUUUUGGAAUUUCAUUGAAAUGUUUCCAGCAGACAUAAACCUAUUCCAUCCAUCUUUGAAAUGACAGUCAAAUUAUGCGAACUAUUGAAAGCUGCAGCCCAACUGAUAAGGGGAAGAAGCCAGAUCAAAUUUAAAAUGAUUCUACGGUUGCACUGCACAUGUGACAUGACCACAGCAAUCAGCAUAUUCUUCUUAGGUCAUACACCCCCCCCCCCCCAUGGGCUUGUGCAAUAAGAGUUUUGAUUUAAGUUGAGGAACACACAAAUGGCUGUAAAUAAAAAAGAAAGGAAAAAAAGAACAAUGUAAACACGGGCAGUAUUCCUCUAAAUGCAUGUGAACUGUAACGUCAUUGCAAGGUCAUGGAUGGAUAAUGUCAAACACUGUAAA
This is a messenger RNA of Osmerus eperlanus (European smelt), 3436 nucleotides long. It is a transcript of the gene mfge8b, whose product is annotated as milk fat globule EGF and factor V/VIII domain containing b. The transcript has 10 exons. The record is from RefSeq and is a predicted model, not a curated record. NCBI's taxonomy places the organism in Eukaryota, Metazoa, Chordata, Actinopteri, Osmeriformes, Osmeridae. Gene Ontology annotation, cellular component: plasma membrane. Gene Ontology annotation, molecular function: signaling receptor activity; calcium ion binding. The coding region runs from base 92 to 1522 and encodes 476 amino acids.